AUGCAGGCUGAUUAUGAGAUGAAACAGCUCCUGGAGUCUAUACAAGGACUUAAUCUCGCCCAAGCAAAGGGCAACCGGCACUUUGAGGCCCACGUGUUCUUUGACGGAGCUGUGAAGGACAGAAACCCAACGGAGUUUGUACUACAGCUGGUUUCACUUGCUGAAACAGUGCUAGGUGUAGAAGCAGAAUUCAGUACCAAAAACGCCACCCCGUACGGAAUCUCAUUUUCAUGGAAACUAAAAGCUGCAGACAGCGGGAAAGGAAUGGCGUUCCGAAUCCACCUUAAAGAUAAUCUAAAGGUCAAGAACAAGAAAAGGUGGAGUCAGGUGAUGUACAUGUCAUAUGUGCUCGACUUUCUCCUUAAACAAGACGAAAAUGCAUCGGAAGAAGACUGUUUUGUCCUCACAACUGAUGCAGACGUGCGGUUCACACCUGACUCUGUUGAAGCCCUUCUUGACCUCAUGACCCGAGAUAACACAGUCGGGGCGGUGUGUGCCAGAACCCAUCCCCUUGGGAGCGGUCCACUAGUGUGGUACCAAGUUUUCGAGUACGCGAUCGGUCACUGGUUUCAGAAGGCGGCGGAACAUGUUAUUGGGUCAGUUCUCUGUUCACCAGGAUGUUUCAGUGUGUACAGAUGCCGAGCUAUCAGGGAUAUCCUUCCUCAGUAUGCAACGAAUGUGGAACACGCAUUCGACUUCCUCACCAAAGAUAUGGGGGAAGACAGAUGGUUCUGUACCCUUCUGGUCCAAAGUGGCUGGCGGAUUGAAUAUUGCGCCGCUUCAGAGAACAGUACGCAUUGUCCGGAAGACUUCGACGAGUUCUUCAAACAGAGGCGUCGCUGGGUUGCGUCCACAUUAGCAAACCUGAUGCUUCUAAUCAAGGAAUGGAGCAUCAUCUCAAAGUUGAACCCCCGUGUGUCAAUCAUUUUCCUAGUGUAUCAGAUGAUCAUAUUGAGUGCCACUCUUAUUGGACCAAGCUCAGUUAUCCUGGUAGUAACCGGUGGCCUCAAAUACUCUUGGAAUAUCGGCGUUACGACCAGCGUUGUGCUACAAGUACUUGUUACCGUGGGAUACGCAGCUACGUGCCUGUUGACGUCAUCAAAGACGCAGCUAAACGUUGCAAAACUGUUAACAUUCCUGUACGCUGUGAUCAUGUCGGCUGUAAUGGUCGGUGCUGCAGUUCAGAUUGCAAAUGACUUCAGCAAAGACAGUGACACUGUUAUCAAUAAAGCAAGCUUCCCCAUAUCAAUUACAACUCUUUACCUCGGGAUAAUGGUUGGCAUAUUUUUCAUCACUGGAAUCUUACAUCUUUGGGAGUUUGUCUAUCUACUCCACGGCGUCUGGUUUUUCCUCUGUAUCCCGGCUGGCUAUCUCGUCUUAAUGAUCUACAGCAUCAGUAACAUCACCGAUCGAUCUUGGGGUACUCGAGAGGUAAAAACACACUCGGUCCGGGAAGUUAACAAAAGCUGGCAAGAUUCACUGACUAAGGCAUUCAAAUCCUUUUUCUUCUGCUGCUUUAAAAAGCAAUUAACUUCUGCAACAUCAAGCACACAAACUGAGCUUCCACAAACAAAGACGACAACAAUGCGAACAAUGUCAUUGGGUCGACAAACCACGACACAAGAAUCCCAGUCAAUGGUAGACGAAGAGCAGCCCACAUCUCUCAAGAUCUCUGAUUUUAGGUACGAGGUUUUGAAAACUUUGAGGAGGAACGAAAGGUUUAGCCAGCAAGCCCUAUUUUCGUAUUUCAAUGCAGUUUUUGACGACAACAGCGAAGACGAGGAAGAUACUGAAAACAAAGUACGGACAGUCGAGGAAUGGCUUCCCAAAGAAUCAAGGGACACUCCAGCGCAACAUGAGUUGGUAAAGAGAUUUAAGGAGCAUGGAUUCGAAAAUACUAUUUUCAUCAGCAGAAUGACUGAAAAGGAAUUAAAAGAUGUAGGUGUGAAAAGUGCUGGCUUGAAAAGUUUUUUUAUGGAAAAUAUCAAGCGCCUUCCAGAUUAUGAAAUUCAAGCCUUUGUACCGAAAACGGUUGAUGAGUGGCUGGACAACAUAGGCUUGGGGAUAUACAAGGAGAACUUCAAGAAGGAACAGAUUAGAAUUGCAAAAGAUAUGGAGGUAUUGAAGUCCUUCUCAAGGAGCGAUAUCGAGCGCGACCUUAAUAUAAAAAAGAUUGGUCACAUCAAAAGACUGCUGUACGCGAUAAGCAAGCUGAGAAAUCCAACAGAGGCCGAGAUGAAACUAAUUGAAGUUGGUGAAAGAUUGAACAAACCGGUCCAAGUCAAACUCUCUAACAAGGAUGGAUUUGAGUUUUGGGACAAUCUGAGAAACUUUUGUCUGAUUCCACAGUCCACAGCGUAUGGAUUGGAAAAGGACCUUAAAGAAAAGCUGGGUGACCUACGUAAUGCUUGGUUGAUGGUGUUUGCUGUCUCGAACGCUUUAUGGAUGGUCCUUAUAUUCACGUUGGCAAACCAAGGGCAGCUACUCAGUGUUGCGGGGAGUAACCCUGCUGGGUUGGUGGUUUUGGUGCUGUUUUCGUUCGUACUCCUCAUACAGUUUCUGGCAAUGAUACUGCACCGUAUAGGCACACUGACACAUUUCCUUGGUCGAGCGCCCUACCGAAUGAGCGGUGAAUUCAACAUGUCCUGGGCAUUUAAUGAUAGGUAG
Mya arenaria is the source of this 2667-nucleotide messenger RNA. RefSeq names its product chitin synthase chs-1-like. The record is from RefSeq and is a predicted model, not a curated record. The transcript is spliced from 20 exons. The coding region runs from base 1 to 2667 and encodes 888 amino acids. Gene Ontology annotation, molecular function: chitin synthase activity; protein binding. Lineage: Eukaryota; Metazoa; Mollusca; Bivalvia; Myida; Myidae. Gene Ontology annotation, cellular component: cell septum; cell periphery.